Molecule: messenger RNA, 1005 nt
Organism: Caenorhabditis remanei
Lineage: Eukaryota; Metazoa; Nematoda; Chromadorea; Rhabditida; Rhabditidae
Exons: 3
Coding region: 1-1005 (334 amino acids)
Biological process (GO): protein transport
Cellular component (GO): cytoplasm
Source: RefSeq, a predicted model, not a curated record
AUGUCUCUCUCCCGCCCGAUCAUCACCUUCGACCAAACCGACAAACCAUACUACCCGGGUGACAACGUCACCGGAGUCAUCACUAUCAACAAUGAGAAGCCUCUCGAAGCGCGCUCCAUCGUCGUUUCCUGGAGAGGAAAGAGCAAAGUUUCCGGUGUCAACUUGUUCGAGCUCCCAUGUGUCAAGUACAUGUUUAACAAGACGCAGGUGACAUGGGUCGCCAAGGAAGGACAGAAUAAAAUCCCAGCUGGCAAUCACAAAAUCAAGUUCUCUAUCAAUUUGCCGAAGGAUUGUUUGCCAACUUUCCACGGACUCCUUGGAAAGGUCGACUAUAAGGUCAAAGUCAUGAUUGAUCGCCCACGCAAGUUCGACUUGAAGGCAGAGGGAGAGUUCCAGGUGACCCGGAAGUUGGAGUUGCCGAUGAGAAUGGGCAUCAACGAUUGGUUCUUCAAGACGGAUCUUCGUUCAGGACUAAUCUUCUCGAACGGGCCAGUGACUAUGAAGGUCACUCUCAACAGCCUCGUUUUCCUCCCUGGACAAACCAUUGACCUAACAUUCCACGUCGCAAACAACAGCUCCGAAGAGAUCCGUCGUAUAUUCGCCAAGUUCUACAAACGAACUCACUAUCACGCUCGCGUUCAGCAAUCUCCAUGUAAGGAGUUCUACAACCACACCUGCCCACUCUCGUGCUUCCAACAGGCUAAUGUCAGGAAUAAGGUUAGAAACGCGGAGAAGAUGAAAAUCAGUUUGGGACCGUACUCGGAGCAGACCUACUCCAUGCCAUUCACGUUCCCCGACAAUGAAACUACUCCAAGUUUCCACUCAGGUCUCAUCACUCACGGCUACUUUAUGGAAUUCGGAUUCCGCUCGAAGAACUCGGUUGACAAGGCAAUGAUGUGCACUUUGUACAUGGGAGAGAUGGGUGACGAGAUGUUGCUCGGAGCAGAUAAGAUUAGUGAAGAAAAGAAGCCAGCCGUCGAUGCUCCACCUGCUUAUGAGGAGUGA